AAGAUGCUGGCAAAGAAAUUAAACCUUGUUCAUGCAAUUACACCUCAAUUUAAAAGCACAAAUGUCAUCUCUCAUAAAUCUCUCUUCUCUCACACUCUUCUUCAGCAUCUUCUUCUUCUUCACCUGCAACAACAAUGGCGGCCGCCGCCUCAUGAUCGAAGCUGCCCACAUCUUCAUCUACGGUGGCUGCUCCCAAGAAAACUACCCACCAAACUCACCUUACGAAACCAACCUCAACUCCAUUCUCUCCUCCAUAAUCGCCUCCUCUUCCCAAACACUCUACAACGCCUUCGCCCUCGGCAACGACACGGCGGCGGCGGAAUCCGCCGCCGCCGCCUACGGCCUCUACCAGUGCCGCGGAGACCUCAAACCGAGCGACUGCUCGACGUGCGUGGCGAGUCUGAUCAACCAGGUGGGUUUGCUCUGCCCCUACACGUACGGCGCGAGCCUGCAGCACGACGCCUGCUUCUUGAGGUACGAGCACGCCGAUUUUUUGGGGAGGCCGGACGGCAGUUUGAGGUUCAAGAAGUGCAGUUCCGGCGGCGGCGGCGAUUUUGAGUUUCUGCGGCGGAGGGAUGAUGUUCUGGCUGAUUUGCAGGCGGCGGGAUUAGGGUUUCGGGUCAGCGCCGCCGGGGCUGUGGAGGGAUACGCGCAGUGUUUGGGGGAUUUGGCGGCGGCGGAUUGCGGGGCUUGCCUCUCCGAUGCGGUGGCGAAGGUGAGGAGUUUGUGUGGGUCGGCGGCGGCGGGGGAUGUGUUCUUGGCGCAGUGUUAUGUUCGAUAUUGGGAGUCUGGUUACUCUGAUUCUUCUUCUUCAGAUUCCUCCAACGACGGCGAUGUGGGAAAAACAGUGGCCAUAAUCGUCGGAGCGGUGGCGGGGGUAGCGGUUCUCAUUGUAUUUCUAUCAUUUUGCAGAAAGGCCCUUGGUUGAAAUAGCGAGGACAUGUUUGGUAAAGCGAUCUUUAAUUUUCAGCUUAUUCUGGUGUAAAUGUUCAGCUUAUUUCAGGGGUGAAUUGCAUUUUGCACCCCAUAAUUGACGCUAAUUGGCGCUUUGCACCCCAAUAUUUCAAAAUUGGCAAAGUCCACCCGCAAAUUAUAUUUCUAAUGGCACAAUGCACCCCACAUC
Erythranthe guttata (spotted monkey flower) is the source of this 1123-nucleotide messenger RNA. It is a transcript of the gene PDLP8, whose product is annotated as plasmodesmata-located protein 8. Lineage: Eukaryota; Viridiplantae; Streptophyta; Magnoliopsida; Lamiales; Phrymaceae. The record is from RefSeq and is a predicted model, not a curated record. Gene Ontology annotation, cellular component: plasmodesma.